This is a messenger RNA of Oppia nitens, 1338 nucleotides long. RefSeq lists its product as uncharacterized. Lineage: Eukaryota; Metazoa; Arthropoda; Arachnida; Sarcoptiformes; Oppiidae. Gene Ontology annotation, biological process: deoxyribonucleotide biosynthetic process. The transcript has a single exon. The coding region runs from base 1 to 1338 and encodes 445 amino acids. Gene Ontology annotation, molecular function: ribonucleoside-diphosphate reductase activity, thioredoxin disulfide as acceptor. The record is from RefSeq and is a predicted model, not a curated record. Gene Ontology annotation, cellular component: cytosol.
AUGACAACAAUACAUGAGCUCUCGUCUUUAAUGACAUUACCAGAGUUGGAUAUUUUUGGUGUGCCACCCACUCAACUUAUGAUUGAACGUGAUGUACAAACUGAACACCGCCCAAUCAGUUCAUUAAACCAAUCAACAAACACUAUUGAGUUUGAAGUACACACUGGUCUUAAUGAAUAUAUUAAUCUCAGUAAAAGUGAAAUAUAUCUAUGCUUAAAAAUAAAGUUGCAAAAAUCUACUGUAUCUAAAUCUCCAGAUAUAAAAGCAGAUGACUGGAAACUAAUAUCUCCAGUAAAUUAUUUAUUACAUUCAUUUAUUAAACAAAUAGAUGUAGUAAUUGGUCAAACUUCUGUAUCAUCAACAUCAGUAAAUUAUCCUUAUGUGGCAUAUAUGGAUACUUUAUUAAAUAGUACACCAGAAGCUAGAAAAACUCAUUUACAGACUGCUUUAUGGCAAAAAGAUGAAUAUCCGAUGGACAAAGUAAACGAAAUAAGAAGCCAACGAAUCAGACCUAUUGGUGACACUUUAGAUGAAGGGUGUGAGAUUGAAAUGUAUGGAAAUCUACAUAUUGAUCUUAGCUCUCAAGUAAAGUCAUUACUAGGAGGCGUUAGUCUCAAUAUAAAAAUAUAUCCUAAUGAUCCUAACUUUUAUUUAAUAUAUGAUAAAACAUUAUUACCUAAGGUUGAGAUUAUGGAUGUCAGAUUAUUUAUGCACAGAUCUAUAUUAAGUCCUCAAGUUGUAAUUGCACAUAAUAAAGCACUAGAAAAAACUAAUGCUAGAUAUUUUAUUACAAGAAAAGAAGUAAAGACAUCAAUUAUAGCUAAAGAUACAUUGGAUUGUUAUUUAAACAAUGUAGUGAAUGGUGUAAUACCUAGAAAAAUAUAUGUUGCAUUUGUCAACAAUGAAGCAUAUAACGGUGUUUAUAAUUUGAAUCCGUUUUAUUUUAAAAAUUAUAGUAUAAGACACAUAGCCUGCUAUGUUGAUGGAACUCAAUAUCCACAUAGACCUUACACUCCAGAUUUUAGCACUAAAAAAUAUAUGCGUGAAUAUUUCGUAUUAUUUGAAACAGCCAAUCAAAUAAGACAUGAAACAAGUAUAGAUAUUACUAGAGAUGAAUAUGCUGAAGGUUUUACUAUAUUCGGAUUUAAUUUCACACCUGAUUUAUCAGAUGGAGUAGCUAAAAGUGGAUAUGUAUCUCCACUAAGUAGAGGUAAUUUACGAAUAGAAUUAAAGUUUGCUCACCCAAUAAAAGAGACUGUAACUGCAAUUAUAUUUUGUGAAUACGAUAAUCUAAUUGAAAUCCAAAAUUCCCGUUUUGCUAUUAAAGAUUUUCCAUGA